CGCCUUACAGCUAGUUAUCACAUCUUCUUCUUCUCCUUCUCCUUCUCCUCCUCCUCCUCCUGCUUGCUGAAAAAGCACACUCACGGAACCCAAUCUACAGCGCCCAACAGGUCUGUCCCGUACCUGCGUCUGUGCUUUUUUGUGGCCCAUGACAACUCCGACGCCACUCACUCCCAUCUCUCUCUAGCUUUUGGAACCAGCUGCUCUGCUCUGGAAGCAUCGUCCCCCAGAACACUUCAUCUGCUCACGCACCGCACUCCCUACCAUCACCGCCGACUUUUGCCACAGCCUGCUCGGCGCAGCAGUAGCUUCUCGGCCACCCCAUGUGAGAGGUUUCCCUCAGGAAAAACAUCCCAAUCUUUCUCCUCCCCAGCCGCUUCCCUCCGCAGCACCCCUGGUUCCUCUCCCUCUCCCUCUCCUCCCACUUCUUCUUCUUCUUCUUCUUCCUGCAUUCCUGCGCUCAGACGAGCAGCAGAAAUCACCGAACCUGGAGCCAUUUCGCCGCGAUCACCGUGCCCCUCCCGUGUCCUUUCCCCACGAUAACUACGAUCGUCGCCUGAUUGUGUCCGUCACCAAAUCGUCGAAGAAAUUGGCGCGAACGACCUUUGUUGUGGAAGCCAGUUUCCUCUGCUACAUCUGCACCCUGUUCGAGCCACCCUAACUUGGGAUUGGCCCUCCUCUGCCCUCUGCUUUUUUACUAAAUCUCGUUAAUUUCCUCGAUCGAUCGCUCCACGGUUCUGCCUCGCCCCGAGUACCUUACCCCGCCCGCUGGGUGAUCGUGUAUCAUGGGCCAGCAGCAGUCCAAAGGGAGCGGUGGUUCAAGGAUAUCUUCAGACAAGGGUGGACCCGAGUCCCUCCAGUCUUACCCAUCCUUCUCUCGAUCCGACACAAGGGACUCGACUCGCUCCAUUCGCGGCUCCAUCCGGUCCAAGAUACCCGGGUCAAGCAAAAGCGACAAGUUCGACAGCCCCAAAGGUUCCAAUGGAAAUGUGACGCGCGGAGACAUUGGCCCCGGGGAUAAGCCAGAUGGAGGACCUGUAGCGCUCCCCUACAGAACUACCUCGGAUGCUUCUGUCGUUACAGACAAGUCCACAGUUUCUCAAGAGGAGGAUGAGUCCGCCUCCCUUGACGUGCCGAGGCUUCCGCCGUCACCGCGACAGUCAGCUUCCCUAGGUCGCGGCCACGAAAAUGUCAAUGCGGCGCAGAGAUCAGGAGAGGUGGACCACGUCUCUGAGGCGCCUCCAACUGGCGCAGGACAGUCGAUUGUGUCCCAGAAACCGGGUGAAUCGAUCCUUAUAAAGAGAGAUAAUAUGAUCAAUCCCGUUCUGCGUGACCUCAAUGGAUCCUCGCCCUCAGAGAGCAUUGGCAUGAAUGGUUCGCCCGGCAUGGGAAUCGGGUCACUUAAGUCUAUCGACGUCGAUGAUAUGAUUACUCGGCUCUUGGACGCGGGAUAUUCCGCCAAAGUCACUAAAGCUGUGUGCUUGAAGAAUGCAGAAAUCAUCGCGAUUUGUGCCGCCGUACGUGAAGUCCUUCUUUCGCAACCUGCCUUGGUUGAACUCUCAGCGCCAGUCAAAAUCGUUGGCGAUGUCCACGGCCAGUACACAGACCUGAUUAGGCUCUUUGAAAUGUGCGGGUUCCCGCCGGCUUCCAACUACCUCUUCUUGGGCGAUUACGUCGACCGUGGCAAGCAAAGCUUGGAGACAAUUCUUCUUUUGUUAUGCUACAAAUUGAAGUACCCCGAAAAUUUUUUCCUGUUGCGUGGCAACCAUGAAUGCGCCAACGUCACUCGUGUCUAUGGGUUCUACGACGAGUGCAAACGCAGGUGCAACAUCAAGAUAUGGAAAACGUUCGUCGACACUUUUAAUUGUCUUCCGAUCGCCUCUAUUGUCGCUGGCAAGAUCUUCUGCGUUCAUGGAGGCUUGUCCCCGAGUUUGUCGCACAUGGACGAUAUCCGUGGUAUUGCUCGACCUACAGAUGUUCCCGACUACGGAUUGCUCAACGACCUCUUAUGGAGUGACCCAGCAGACAUGGAGGAAGACUGGGAACCCAACGAAAGAGGAGUGAGUUACUGCUUUGGUAAAAAGGUCAUCAUGGAGUUCUUGCAACGUCACGACUUUGAUCUUGUGUGUCGAGCACACAUGGUGGUCGAAGAUGGAUAUGAGUUUUUCAACGACCGAAUUUUGGUUACCGUGUUUUCCGCCCCAAACUACUGCGGCGAAUUUGAUAACUGGGGUGCAAUUAUGUCGGUUUCUGCGGAAUUACUGUGCAGCUUCGAGCUACUAAAGCCACUUGAUUCGAGCGCUCUGAAGAGUCAUAUCAAGAAAGGCAGAAAUAAGCGCAAUAGUAUUCUGAACAGUCCGCCUGCUCUUGUGUCCGCUCAGAGUUAUUAAGCCUGGUUACGCUGUUUCCCACGACACUCUAGUUAUCUAGUGAGACUCUAGGCCGAUCUGGUCAUGGGAUGUCGCGCAUUGCCUUCGAAUUUACGCCGCUACCGAUUUAAAUUUGCCGUACUACCGUCAGACAUGCCACUUGAGCGGCCAGUGUUGACUGUUGUCCGGGUGUGGGCCAUUAUGCCCGCAAAUUGCCCUCUUUCUGGGAGCAUCAGGCGGCUAUUGAAGCCCGACUUCAGGGUUUUGUUUUGGUUGCAUACGCCCUGUCCGACGCGUAGAUUCAUACGCCGCUCCGGGAUGGUCGCCACUUUAUUGCCCAGCAUCACUUUUUAAGUUCACAGGAUUCGAUUGCCCUGUCCUCCAUUGAUCUCAAGUAGAUAGACACACGUCUGACCGCAGUUUCCGACACGCCUCCGCAUGCCUUCGCGUUAGCAAGCGCCACGCCUGUUCUUCUAUCUCCCUUUCUGGAUUGAGCGUAUUGCACCGACUUUCGAGCCUCGCUUUUGAGCACAACCGAGUACCUGAGUGACAUGUCGACGCUUGGACUGGCAUCGCACCAGGUCUAUGCAGCUCUGAUAGCACAUACGUAUGUGUGCGCGGUGCAUGCAGUUUGUACUGUUGCUUGUUCCCCACAGUGGACGCUGAAUUCCCGCUCUCUUACGCCGCCACCCCCCGAUUACGGAGGAUUUUUAGUCUGCUUUCUUGUGUGACAUAACCUCCAUGACCAAUAUGUGUUUUGCUUUUUUAAUGAGGAUUGCGUUUCUUUUCUUUUACGGAGCAACUACCUUGCUGACAGACCCUUAAACGUCCAUACGCCGAGUCCCAUUUUUUGUUUGUUUACAGGUGUUGAAUUUUUAUCUUUCCUGUCCCGUCCCCCUUUUUUUGCACUCCAUGCUCUUUUGAUGUCUUUCCGGUAUUAAAUAUCUAUCUUGAGCAGCGAUGUGCUUAUUUAUGCCUAUAUUCUGUCCAUAACCUCAUUCUGCCUUUGACCUACAUACUCUGGAACGGAAUUGGUUUUGUUAACUGGUUUGCCUUGAAAACAUCUUCCCCCCAAAGCCGACCUAGUUUAAGUUGACGGUUGUGCACACUUUGUCCCUCUUUCUUGUACGUCCUCUCUCGUCCAUCCCCUUCCCAUCCGGACAGAAAACCAGGAAAUCAACAAGAUAUGCAAAAAGUCAGGGGAUCCAAGGAUGUGAACCAUGCGCUGCUGCAGUUACGCAGAUCUGGUAAAUUAGGUCCCCCUGCUUUUGCGUUUUUUUUCUUUUAAAG
Messenger RNA from Coccidioides posadasii C735 delta SOWgp, 3659 nucleotides. It is a transcript of the gene PZH1, whose product is annotated as serine/threonine protein phosphatase Pzh1. Gene Ontology annotation, cellular component: cytoplasm; nucleus. Gene Ontology annotation, molecular function: protein serine/threonine phosphatase activity. NCBI's taxonomy places the organism in Eukaryota, Fungi, Ascomycota, Eurotiomycetes, Onygenales, Onygenaceae. The record is from RefSeq and is a predicted model, not a curated record.